Messenger RNA from Trifolium pratense (red clover), 774 nucleotides. RefSeq lists its product as uncharacterized. Lineage: Eukaryota; Viridiplantae; Streptophyta; Magnoliopsida; Fabales; Fabaceae. The record is from RefSeq and is a predicted model, not a curated record. The transcript has 3 exons. The coding region runs from base 94 to 774 and encodes 226 amino acids.
AAAAUUGAUACAGUUGUUGAUUAGUAAUUGAAUGAAAGGACAAAGCCUCCACGACGAUCUGCACGAUUCAAUGAAAGACUUGUCGCCGAAAUUAUGCUUGAUUUUCAAAAUGCUGCUGUAGUUAAUAAUCCUAUUGAUGAUAAUGUAGCUAAUCAUGAUGAUGGUGAUCUUAAUCCUGCUAUUGUUUUUAAUGCUGGUGAUGAUAACCAGCAAGCUAAUGCUCAAUUAAUUAUUGGUGAUGCUGUUAAUAAUGAUGAACGUAAUGCUCAAAUAAUUCUUGUUGAAGCUGUUAUCAAUGAUGAUCCUAAUGCUCAAUUAAUUGCUGGUGAUGCUGUUAAUAAUGAUGAACCUAAUGCUCAAAUAAUUCUUGGUGAAGCUGUUAUCAAUGAUGAUCCUAAUGCUCAAUUAAUUGCUGGUGAUGCUGUUAAUAAUGAUGAACCAAAUGCUCAAAUAAUUCCUGGUGAAGCUGGUAUUAAUGAUGAUCCUAAUGCUCAAAUUUCUGCUGAUGCUCAAAUAAUUCCUGCUUUAGCUAAUGUUGAUCUUGCUGUUAAUGACCAUGGUCAAAUUGUUCAUGGUAAUGUUGUUAAUAACCAUGUUAAUAAUCUGGGACCUAUAGCUAAUGUAGUGCCUCCUAAUCGUCCAAAUCAAUGGACUGAGAAUGAAGAUCAAAUGUUGUUGACUGCUGUUGAUCAAUACGAACAUAUUGCUGUGUUGACAGUGAGGUUUGAGAUGAUAAAGAAUGAUCCAGUAUCGUUUGAUGAGAAGGCAGAAUAG